Messenger RNA from Zalophus californianus (California sea lion), 5653 nucleotides. RefSeq names its product chromosome 15 C10orf71 homolog (gene C15H10orf71). The record is from RefSeq and is a predicted model, not a curated record. NCBI's taxonomy places the organism in Eukaryota, Metazoa, Chordata, Mammalia, Carnivora, Otariidae. Bases 741 to 4949 code for a protein of 1402 amino acids. Gene Ontology annotation, biological process: positive regulation of calcineurin-NFAT signaling cascade. The transcript has 4 exons. Gene Ontology annotation, cellular component: Z disc.
GGUGUUGCGAUGCAGACUGUUUGCCUCGUCCCCACCGAGAACACCAUUUGGUUUCCCCCGGCUGGGUCUCUAUUUAGGUACGCUUCAUGAACGUCCAGUGUCUGGACAACUUCUGGGCACUGAUUUUCCCCAGGUGGGCAGGUCUGUGAGAACUAAGAGGUGUGGGUCUUGACUCCGUCCCUGGCUCAUCUUUGGACAGCCCACAGAAGGAGGGAAGAAGUUUCGGCGGCCAGGCAGAGCCGGGCUGCUGGAGGACUCAGGGUUCUCUCCGGUUCCGGGCAGGCCUGAAGAGCUAGCAGCUGGGCCACGCGCAGAGCGGAAGAUGGGCAGUGAUGAUAGCAAAUGUAAACAUGAGAAGUUUUAAAACUGCAGACACUAAAACCCAGCGAGGCAGGCACCUGCAACCCCCACCGCUGUAACAGUUUCAGUUACCAACGCUCAACCACGGUCCAGAAGUACAUGAGCCUCCCUCUGAUGUAUGGUCAGAAGUCAACAGUAGCCUAACCCUACGUCACAGUGCCCACGUCAUUCAUCCCACGUCAUCUCAUCACAUAGACAUUUUAUCACCUCACAUCAUCACAAGAAGGAGAAAAAAAAAUAAAAAGAAAGAAAGAAAUCACACUUUGUAAUUCCAUCUGGUCGACAGGAAGCUCUAGUUUUGCAGCAAGAGGACUGCUCUUCCAAAAUCAUCCCCCAGAGGCACCCCCUGGCUGACCAGGGACAGUCUUCCUAGCUGGCGGAUGAUGCAGGGGAAUAAGAAGUGCACGGACGGGUUCAGUGAUUCCUCGAGCAUCGGCAGUGUGCUGGACGAUGCAGACAGGGAGGUGAGCAGCCUCACAGACCGGGCCUUCCGGAGCCUGUGCAUCUCAGAGGACAUAUCCUGCAAUGACUCCAACCUGGCUCUGUCCCCGGAUAUCACCCGCCAGGUGUUUGGGAAUUUUCCCCAGGGAACAGUGAUCCACACCCACAGGAAAAGCAGCAUCUGGAGCCAGUUACCGUCGCAAGGCACAGAGCACACAGGCUGGGCGGCCACAUUCCAGCAGCUCCCCAAGUACGUUCAAGGGGAAGAUAAGUAUCCCAAGAGCAGCCCGCCGCUGACACCAGCCCAGAGGAGACUGGAGGUGCCCGUGUCCGGCCUGAGGAGCAACAGCAAGCCUGCUUCGAAAGUGUCAUCACUAAUUAAAUCCUUUGACAGGACUGAGAGCCAACCUUGUGACAGCAGGCCUCCGACCAGUAAGCCCCCGGCUCUCAAAAAUCCGCCCAAAUUUGCUCCUCUUCCAGAAAGUGGUGUCCACUUCUGCUUCGAUUCUGCCUUUCUGACGGUCAGGAGGGUGCCUGCUGAAGUCUCUGGCGCCCACCAGAAUAGCCACCACCAGCCUGGCAGGAAGCACGGAGAGCAGGAGUCCCCCAAGAAUCCCGAAAUGGCCUGUCACGGCUCCAGCAGCUUCCUCCCAACACCCGAAAACGUGGCCAACUCGUUUGAGUCCAAGUUCCCCUCCCCGCCCCACAAGCCAGCCAAGGGUGAGCCUGGAAGAGGUAAGGAGUGGCCCCGCAAAGGGACCUUUCUUCAUAGCGAAAACAGUGCUUUUGAGUCAUGGAACGCCCACCAACCGAGGCUGCCAGAGAGAAAGGAGGCCGCUGAGCCCGUCCCAGAGACCAAAGCUCCCAAGCAUUACGAUGACACGCCCUUGUUAAGAGAGCCCCCGGCCCCUGAGCACAGGGUCUCCCCCUGCCACGCCCGGGCCAGCUGCAGCCAGGAGGUGAACAGGCUGGCUGCAGGGGCUCUCACCGUAUCUGGACCCUGGGGAGCUAGGGAUCCAGGAGCCCAGGCAUUCGCUGUGGAGGGAAAAGCUUCUAGCUUACAGCCUGACCCUCAGGUGAAGCCGACCCAGCCCCCAUGGAGGAAACCAAAGCCUGACAAAGGAAGGAAAGAAAGUCUACCAGAUGCUUCAGAAGAGAAGAAGCAGGUCACCAGAAGAGGCCCAGCCUUGUAUACAAAGCACAAUCCCCAGGGACAAUUUCCAGAAAGCAAGGCUCUUGACCUGCCCAUGGACCCCAAUGAGCAUUAUAGUCCUCCUUUUAACAUCAGUAAGCUUCUGACCCCCGUCAUACCCACCAAGCAUGUCCUGGAGCCAUCCGACAGCCAGCCAGGGGAGAUAACCCCACCACCCCCAGGGCAGCUAAAUGGAUACCAAGAGAAGGAGCUCAGUGAAUGUCAGUCUCGGGACAGCUACAAAUCCAAAGCGCCCAGCCUGCUGUUCAACCUUAAGGAUGUGCGGAAGCAUGUUAAAAGCACAUACAGCCCCUCACCCCUCUUGAAAGGCCUUGAGGAGAAAACCAGAGGCAAGCAAGAACCCGUGAGCAAUGGUGCCAUCCUUCCCAAUGGGCUGGAGGAGAGCCCUCCAGAGGAGAUGGCUAAGGAGACACCAGCUGACGGCCCUUCUGGGUCACACAUCAGUACCCAGAAGGACCCUAGGGCUGUCUCUGGUGCAGCCUCUGCAGAUAACUGUCUAACUCUUAGCUCACCUCCAGCUACCACCCUAGCCCCCUUCUGCAUCAACGGGGAGGGAACUGACAGAAACAGUGACGAGAAGGACAAUGGAGAUCUGGAGAUGGGUACCACCGGGUCGGGCAAGUGUCCGGACGCCGGGGAACCCUGCCCUAGAAAGCACCUGUCCCUGAGGCUUUGCAGCAGAGAGCCUGAGGCAGGGAAGGCUGCAGAGAAACCAAAGAGCCCCAGCCUCGAGAAGGGCUUCUUGAGAUCCGUGUCUCAAGAGACAGAACCAGAGAGAGACGCAGGACUUCAGAAUCCAAACUUCAACCAGAAAUUCUCCCCAGAGCCCCUCUCUCCAGAGGAAGAAGAUGUGUUUUACAGUGACAGCCAAUCUGAUUUCAUGCCAGGCUUCAAAAGUAAGGCCAAGUUCAGCACCAGCUCUUCAGACCAGUCCUUUGCUUCAUUUGAAGAUCAGCAGAAAACGUGGUUCACCGAGAGCCAGCAGGAAGACAGGAGGAAUGACAGAAGUGCAGGAGACAGUUGGAAGGAUGAGAAGGAGAAAACGAUGGCGAAAGAGGAGCUACAGCCCUGUGCCCUGAGUAAUGGGCCCACGUGCAUGCAGGAGCGCAGCAAGAGGGAAUCCUUGCAAGGAGAAGGGGGAGGUUUGUCUGGAUAUAGACCCAAGAAGGCAUCGAGAGAGGAGGCUCACUUCAGAGGCACUUGGAUGGGGAGAAGUAAGGAUACAACCAAAGACCUUACCCUCUCACCAUCUUCUACUUCAAACAAGCACAUAUUGUUUGCAAUUAAAGACAAUACCCUUAGGGCCACCCCCGUAAUAAAACCCAUCAUGCUGCCCCUCCUGAGGACCAUGUCAUCAGCGGACCCUCUGGGCAGCAGCCACAAAGAAGACAACUUGCCAAAGCCAAGCUGGGGAGAAGAGGCUGGUCUUGAUGGCCCCGAGAGCCAGGAAAUGGCCAACACCCCGACCCCCGCUAGCAUGCAGGACACACACUUGAAGCACACAGCCUGGGAGGGCACGGAGGACCACGGACAGGUGCCUGGCAUGGCCCGGACGGAGACUUCCCAGCCAGUCCCAACAAGAAACAUCCCGUCUCCUCCACUCAUGGGAGAGGGCGAAGGGCUGAAGCCACCCCCAGAGACUGCAUGUCACGUUGUGGCAAAUGAAACCAAGAACAGUUCCAUGGACCAGGGGAAGCUGGAUGCUCCAAGGUGCAUCCCCACCAUCGCUUUGCCCCAAGGCGACCCAGAAGACCAGCCACCCCCACGGCAGCUGGGAACGUGUUGGGAAGAGCACACACAAGAUUUCAAAAGUCACUUAUUGUCCACACCCAGAGCAGGGCCACCAGGGAGAAGACUGGUCCCCGGGGAGAUGGCAAUUUCCCCUAAUGCCAGCUCCCUGGACGAGAGCAGCGCGUGCUCCCCGGCCACCAGCAGCACCUGGGACGAUGCCUCCCAGGCCCCCACUGAGCAGGGCCUGCUGCCAGGGGAGCCUCAUCACCCCAGCCCCUGGGCCAGCCUCUACCCAACCAGGGUCGCCCGUAGGGAGGACCUGACACACGCCCUCACAUGGGAGGCCGGCUCAGAUCCCCAACUUGAGCCAUCCACCGAAGACCUCAGGACACUUUCUCCAAGAGGUUCGGUGCUGGACAUGGCCACCAACUCAGCAGGCCUCCCUGAGAAACCAGAGCCUCCUGCUCAGCAGGAGAGGGCAGCCGGCAAGCCCCCGGCAGUCCCACCCAAAACAGAGAAGGCCCUGCGGCGGGCCAAAAAGCUGGCAAGCAAGAGGAGAAAGACCGACCAACUGCAAGAAAAGCAUGGUGAACCUGGAGAAGAAAAGCCCUUCCUGGAGGACUGGGAGCAUAGGCCACCAUCCCCCGGAGAGAGGCCCCGAUACAGGUUCCCCGAGGUCCGUUCCCUGCCCCAUCCCAUCCACCGCCACUCAGUGUCUGCUUUAGAGCCACUCAGGAGGCAGCCUGCGGGAUCCCAGUCCGGUAUGCCUCUGGCCCCUUACCCUGCCACCCAGAAGGUCCUCCAAGACCCCCAAUCUGGAGAGUACUUUGUCUUCGAUCUGCCACUCCAGGUGAAAAUCAAGACCUUCUAUGACCCAGAGACAGGCAAAUAUGUCAAGGUCCCCAUCCCAUCCUCUGAGGGGGGUUCCCCCGAGCAGCCCCCGCCAAACACACCUGAUUCUCCCUACAUGCUGUACCCCCACUUCCGGCCCCUGCCCUUGAUGCCACUGCGCUGCUCGUCUCAGCUCUCUGCCCCCACCUUCUUCAGGCAGGGCCCGCACACCCCCGAGGCGGCCGGCCCUGGGUCCCAGAGCAUGCAGCCAGCACCUCCCCGGUGCCCAGGGGUGGAGGGGGGAGAUGCUCCACGCCUGGGCAUUAUCUCUACCGACGACCUAGAGGACUUUGCCACAGAAGGCAUUUCUUGAGAAUUACAGCAGACUAACCCCCCUCAAAUAAACCCAGAAGAACUUACUUCCCCUUUCCACCAAUCAAUCACUCUCACACACACACACGCACACACACACACACACACACACACACACACACCAACACAUACUUAGCCAUGUGGGAUCCCUAAAGUCUCAAAGGAAGUGGGGAUUCUGAGAAAACCCGACCUGAAGGGCUUCCUGGGGCUCUCCUCCCUGGGAGGGCACUUUUGCAUGACCGGGUCCCUCCCAAGCCCCUUCCCGGAUCCUGGAUCUGCUCCCUUUCCCCCUUCCUUCUCCCCUCCCUUACUGCCUGUCCUCCUCUGGCCAUGCGACUGGGGUGAGUCCAGCCUGAUUCCUAAUGGCUGCUCUGCUCGGGCACCGCACCUACUUCUUCUCAAGGGCCGGCUCAUGCAGUGAGCCAACUCCCAAUCUCCCAGAAACGCUGCACUGCACUGAGCGCAGCCCUGCCCAGCGAGCAGACCACCCGGCCCAGCCCCUCCAGGUCCAGCAGGGCACAGAGAAGUGCCUCUACCCUCGCUCCCGUGCAGUAACCAUUUUCAGCUCACUGCAGGCAGAAAUGGCUAAGGACUGCCCCAAGGCAACCCUGCAGAAAUGUUUCUUUGGAUAGAGUGGGUUUUCUUUACUGAGGAAGCUUUCCUCUGAAGGCUAUUUUCUGAUAAAGAAAAGGCUACCUUUUAAAA